UUGCUAAAGAAACUCUACCGGACCAUACGAAUACUAUGAGCGCUCCAGAAUCCGUGCGGGUCAAGCUGCUGUUUUUCGCGAAAUCUCGGGAACUAGCCGGACUGUCCGGUACGGACGAUUUCCUUGUGCCGCACUCCGUAAUCAAGUGUUCCGAGCUGCUCGAUCUGAUCUGUAAUCGGUACAAUCUGUCCCUGAUCCGCAACAAUGUUAUACUAGCGCACAACGAGCAGUACUGUGAGGAUCUCAGUGAAACCAUACGCAUACGCAACGGAGACGAGCUAGCCGUGAUACCACCCAUUUCCGGUGGAUAG
Anopheles stephensi (Asian malaria mosquito) is the source of this 311-nucleotide messenger RNA. RefSeq names its product molybdopterin synthase sulfur carrier subunit (gene Mocs2A). Gene Ontology annotation, biological process: Mo-molybdopterin cofactor biosynthetic process. The transcript has a single exon. Lineage: Eukaryota; Metazoa; Arthropoda; Insecta; Diptera; Culicidae. The coding region runs from base 36 to 311 and encodes 91 amino acids. The record is from RefSeq and is a predicted model, not a curated record. Gene Ontology annotation, cellular component: cytosol.